Closterium sp. Naga37s-1 is the source of this 6090-nucleotide messenger RNA. Lineage: Eukaryota; Viridiplantae; Streptophyta; Zygnematophyceae; Desmidiales; Closteriaceae. The record is from the annotation of a GenBank genome assembly.
AUGCUACUAACUCGCCAUGUCCCCAUUCCUUGCCCACCUUCCCUUGUGCCCCCCCCCUCUUCCCAUCUAAUGGCGCAUCGCAAGGCAGCGGGCAGGCGGCACUCGUACGGCGGGCAGGAGCUCACCGCCAUGCACGCCGCACUCACACACCCGCUCGCCACCGCCCAUGCCAGUGACGCUGGCAGCAGCAGUGACAGCAGCACUGCCGGCAGCGGCACUGGCAGCAGGGGCAGCAGGGCGAGCAGGCGGCGGGGGGGUACGGGCAGCAUGGACGUCCCUGGCCGCCCCGCCACGGCGCUCACCCGCUUCAGCCGCCAUGCCAAACCCCCCCUCGCCACGCCCCCCUCCUCCCUCCCCCCCACUGCCGCUGCCACUCCCCUUGCCACGACCCCCCUUGCAUCACCGUCCGCCACCAGUGCGUUCUCAGCCCGCAGCCUCCCAGCUCAGGCUGAAGCGCCACCAUCCCACGCCACCCCUGCUGCUGUUGCUGCUGCUGCAGUGGGGGUGGCUGCUGGUGAGUUUGGGAAGACUGUGCGUGGGAGUGGCAAGGGGAGGGCGGGUGGGAGUGGCAAGGAAAGAGCGGGUGGGAGUGGCAAGGAGAGGGCGCGAGGCAUGAGGCAGAUUGAGGCAGAGCUACAGCAGAGGAGAGAGGCGGCCGCAGCCAAGGCAGCAGCAGGCACAGCAGCGACAGCAGAAGCAGACAGCGGGGCUAACGGGGCAGUGGAGGAUGAUGGGUGGGAGCAGCAGGUGGGGCAGGUGGCAGUGGUGCACAGGCAGGUGAGGGCCACAUCGCUGGCAGAGCUGUACCGAGCGGCGGGGAGAGGGGGCGACCUGGACGGCGCAAGGAACGUGGCACCGGCUCAUGCCCUCCCACAUGUGCUCGCUGCCACACCCGGCCCGCUGUGCCAGUCCAUGCCCUUGGAGCCGCACCUGGGCUUGCAGCCGCACCUUCCCACGCCCCUGCCUGUGUCGCCUGUCCCUGCUGCCCCUGCUGCCCCUGCUGCCCCUGCUACUUCUCAGUGCAUGGCAGGCACAGGCACAGGGCCAUCCCCAGGCAUCUCGCCCCCUUCCACCCUCUUUUCCACCACCUCUCCCCUCGCCGUCGCUCUGCCUCCCUGCAGUGCCACCGCCCCUUUCCCCCCCGCCUCUGCUCCUUCCCCUCCUGCCUCUGCCUCUGCGGAUUCCCCCCUUUGCCACCCCCCUCACACUGCGUCGUCCCCUCCUGCCGCGCGCCCACCCUCCCAUCGCGACCUGCUGAGGGCGCGCAAGGCAGCACACAGCCGCCGCCCGCACUCGCUGGCGGGGGGGGAGUUUGCCACACUCAGGCUCGCCCACAACCCCACAGGAGGCUCUCCAGAAUCCACCACCGCUCUGCACCGCUCUCCCCUCUCCUCGUCCUCCCGCCUGAUACAUCCCGUUGCUGCUGUCGCCCUGGCCACUCUCCCCCGCCCCUCUACCUCCUCUCCUGCCCCUCCUGCUGACCCUUCUGCUGGUGCAGCGGAUGAGAGUGGGAGGAAGCGGCAGAGCAACAAGGGCAUGAGGCAGGCAGCUGGGGGAGGGGCGGUGGCAGCAGCGGUGCAGCAGUCAGCGGGAGCGGUGGUGGCAGCACAACCUGCCAUGGUGGAUAUUCCACGCGCUGCCACCACGGGCAGCAUUCAUACCACACCUGCCACCGCUGCUGCUGCUGCUUUAAGGACAUGUGGGUCUGACGAUGUGCCCUGCCCGCCCGCUCACGCAGAGCACAUGGCACAGGGAGGGGAGGGGGGCAUGCAGGGGAGGGAGCACGUGGCAGCAGUGCCACCAUCAGCAGGCGCAGCCCCCGCUCUUGCUGCCGGCACUCACAUGUCCCACCCCACUGCACUUGCCCAUGACCCAGCUGUCCCCUCCACCGUCCCUCGCCCUCUGCUGCACCUUGCUCCCACUGCCCUCGCCUCCGCUUCCCCUGCCAUGUCAGCUGGCUCUCCUGUGACGUCAGCAGGGUCGCCUGCCAUGUCAGCAGGAUCCCCUGCCUCCCUGUCCAAUGAGCACGCGCCACGUGGUGCACAGCAGGCAGCAGCGGUGGCGGAGCUGAGGAGCAAGCUGAGGGUGCUGCUGGCACCGCCACUUUCUGUAGCAGAGCAGGCAGGCAUGGGGGCGUGGGGGGUGGGGGAGUGUCACGAUGUGGCCAGGAAGGGAGGUGCAGGCAGUGAGGAGGGCCAAGUGCCAUCAGCUGUGGUGAAUGCACCACCUGCAACAGCUGGUCACUCAGGCUCUCUCCCACCUCACUCCUCUGCCGCACAUCCCACCUCUGCCCUCACUGCCACACACCGGCACCCCCCCUCGCCUCCUCUCCUGCACCGCUCGCUCUCAGACCCACACACACCGCGCCCCCCCACAGCGCCCUUCCCCCUCGUCUCUCCGCCCUCCCCCGGCACCCUCUCAGCGCCGCACUCGCCCGCCCCCCCGCCCUCUGCGCGCGCCCUGGGCUUUGCGUGUGCGCGCCGCCCCUUCAUGCUGCCGCCCGACUGGCACGCGCCCUCCGGUGCUGCUGAGAGUGGUGGGAGGCCGCGCACUGCAGAGGGGGAGAGAGGAGGGAGGGGCAUGCGGGCGUUCACGUCCGUGGGGCACCGGGGGUUGCUGCCAGGCAGCAUGCAUGCAGGGGAGGCGUCAGCAGCAGCAGGGGGCGCGGGCAGCCACUCCGCCCUGACCGCGCGUGAGGUGCUGGCAGCGCUGCGGCGCGUGCCGGGGCCGUACAGCUCGGGGCGGUUUGACGAGGUGGAGGGCGUCGAUGACGCACUGCUGGGCGCCGCCGCCACGCCAAGGGUAGUGGCGGGAGGGGCGCGUGGUGGCGGUGGUGGGCGGCGGAGGAGGAGGUUCAGCGUGCUGGCUGUGGCGCGGGAGGUGGUGGAGAGGGAAGGGGGGGGGGGAGAGGGGGGCAGUGGCGAGUAUGCGAGUGGAGGGGACGGGGAGAGAGAAAAAGGUGGUGGUGCGGAGGAGGCCGGAGGAGAAGAUCGGGAAGGUAGGGAGGACUCAGAGAGCGAUGGCGAUGGGGAGGGCGAGGAGGCGGCACAAAUGCGAAUGGAGUGGAGGCGGGUGAGGAAGGAGCGGCAGCUGGUGGAGCAGGAGAGGGGCGAGGUGCAACGCGUGCAGGGUGAGGUGGCACGCUUCAAGCAGUGGGCGCAGGAGGAGCAGCAGCGGCUGCAGGAGGAGAAGCGAAAGGUGGAGGCGGACAAGCAGCGCCUGGCGCCCUUUGAGGCGCGCCACCGCGCCUGCCAGCACCACAUUGCAGCGCAGGACGCCGCCACGGCCGCCCUGCGAGCACAGGCCAGCGCCGCCGCCACGGCCACAGGGCACGUGGCAGCGCACACGCACUCGCUGCGCUGCCACCUCGCCUCCUCCGCCCACCUCCUCGCCGCCACCAAGCAGCGCCUCGCUCACGACCGCGCCUCCGUGGCUGGCGCUCUGGCUCGGGCUGCCGAGGCUGAGGUGCGGGCGCAGGCCGCGGAGAGGAGGUUCGGGAAGAUGCCGUGGGAGGUGCGGAGUGGGAGUGGCGUGGCGCGGGCAGUGCAUGGUGUGGCGGGCCGGCAUGGGUCGCCCGUGCAGCGCCUGCACACCCCCGCCAUGCGCCUGGCACGCGUGGUGGCCGUGGCAUGGCGGGGCGGUACGGGUGAGGGGGCGGAGGAGGGAGCGGGGGUGGAGAAGGAGGAUUUGUGGGGCGAAGUGGGGGAAAUGGCCGAGGGGCGAGAGGAGGGCGGGCACAGGGGAGGGGAGGAGGGAAAGGGGAAUGCAUGGCAAGGGUGGAGUGCAAGCACGGAAGGGAUGGUGGUGGAAGAGGGACAGCGAAGGGAGCAGCGAGGAGUGGUGGGCAAGGCGCGUGGGUUGAAAGGGGAGCAGGUGGCAGGCGUGGCGAGGGAGGUGAUGCGCGCUCUGCUCCUGGCAGCCCGGGCGGCGAGCGACAACGCAUCUCGGCUGCUCUUCUGGUGGUCCAACACGGCCAUGCUGCGCUCCGCCCUGGCACCCCUGGUGGCGGAGGAGCAGAGGAGGAAAGGGGAGGGGAAGAAGGGUGAGGCGGCCACAGGUGAAGGAGGGGCGGCUGGUGGUGGUGUUGGGAGUGGUGCUGCUGCUGCGAAUGGUGGUGGUGCAUGCUGGCCUGGCACAGGUCAUGACGACCGGGGAGAGCACCCGGAGCACCCAGAGCGGCCUGAGGACCCGUGGGGCAGCUUGGCGCACCUUGAGUCGCAGCUGCUGCAGCUGGAGCAAUGGCAGCACAACAGGUGUCUGCAGCUGGUGUGGACACGUGUCUUCCUGCCAGCCAUGCAGCAGCGCCCCCCUGUGCUGCCGCCUCCCUUCCACCCGCCAUCACACACCCCUCCCUUCACCCCCGCCUGGUCCUCCGCCCUGCUGUGCGCCACCUCUGCCUGCCAGCAGUCGUACCUCUGGCCCUUCUCCGCCCCCACGCCCCCGCCACCCCCACUCAGAGCGGAGGAAGUGCAGGCGCCCUGGUGGGCGGGGCUGAGUGGUACAGAGCGGUGGGUGGCGGUGAUGCACGAGGCGGCUGCCAUGCUGUGCCCUCACAGGGCCAUGGGGCACCACUGCGGCUGCCUCUACCCGCUUUUCAAGCAGGUGCUGCAGCAGUGCCAGCAGCGGCUAGACGCGGCUCUGUUCAACGCGUUGCUGCGCUCCGGUAACGACGUGCUCUCCACCGACCCUGCUGCCGAUCCUCUCACCGAACCUGCCGCCCUGCCGUUCCCCGCCAAUGGCCGCUUCUGGGCCGGCCAAGGGGGGCUACUGAAACACACUACCCAUCCCUCACUGCCAUCCAGACCCAUCCCUCACUGCCAUCCAGACCCAUCCCUCACUGCCAUCCAGACCCAUCGCUCACUGCCAUCCAGACCCAUCCCUCACUGCCAUCCAGACCCAUCCCUCACUGCCAUCCAGACCCAUCCCUCACUGCCAUCCAGACCCAUCCCUCACUGCCAUCCAGACCCAUCCCUCACUGCCAUCCAGACCCAUCCCUCACUGCCAUCCAGACCCAUCCCUCACUGCCAUCCAGACCCAUCCCUGGCUGCCAUCCAGACCCAUCCCUGGCUGCCAUCCAGACCCAUCCCUGGCUGCCAUCCAGACCCAUCCCUGGCUGCCACUGCCCCAGUAUCCUCAUGUACCCUCAAUGUGUUCGCGCCUUUCCGCCAUGCCUCUGUGCCCUCUGUUACCCCCCCACCACCACCACGGCACCCCACGGCACGGCUCCAGGUGUCGGAGUGGAGUGAGUUCCUUGCAGACAUGGACGCACACGUCUCCUCACACUGCCACGCCGCCGCCGCCGCUGCUGCUGCCACGCAGCAUGCCGCCACCGCUGCGCACGCUUACCCCCCAUCGCCCAUCCUUCCCCCGCCCACCGUCCCGCUCUCCUUGCUCUCCUCCGCUCGCUUCUGGGCGGGCCAGCUGGAGCUCUUUGAUUGGCCAGAGGGCGCAGAGGGGCAGGGCGGGGCAGAAAAGCCGGGAUGCGGAAAUGGACUGGUGGGGCAGGGAGAGGGGUGGAGAGCGGUGACAGGCGGUGACGCCAUGGGAGAUGCAGUGGCGCGCAGCAUUGCUGGGUGUGAAGGGGGCACGGGUCAGAGAGGGUAUGACCCCGCGGCGCUGCUGCUGCUGGGAGGGCGCGAGGGGGAGGGGGAGGAGGGGAGAGGUUUGGUGCAGCAGCUGAUCGGUGGGCGGGCGGAGUGCUUCCCGCUGCUGCGCGCGCUGGCCCACGUGCUGCUGCUGCCCAAGAAGGCUCUCUGCGACCGCCCUGUGCGCCGCCAGGUGUACGCCACCAUCCCAGCGCCGCUGCUGCAGCGUGUGGUGAGCAUGUGUGUGGAGCAGCCGUCCCACCCCGACCCCAUCCCACCCGUGCUGCUCGACAUGCUGCAUGCCGAGGCCAACACCUCUGCCCACGCCAUCCACUUCCUGCCAGUCUUCGACCCUACCCCCCUGCCCCCCACGCCCUACCGCCCGCCGCCCACCUCCGCCCUGCACGCGCUGCUGGGGGCGGCUGCACCAGGCGCGGUGGGCGUGCAGCAGGGGGGGCUGGAGGGCGGGAAGGGGGCACGGCACGGCGAUUUGCCGAUGGAGUGA